ACAGAGAAUAAAGGAAAAAUUGAAAUGUAAUUACUCUAAACAUUAAGGGAUUUUAUUCUGAACGUGUGUGUCUGUUUAGUUAUAUAUUAUGUAAAUGAAAUGAUUUUAAUUCUUUCACUGGAUAGAGUUCACGUGUAACGGGCAAAAAUGCUGAGGAGAUGUAGUAGUAAAAGUUGUGAGUUCACUUUUCUCCAAAUGGAGAAUGGAAUAAUACCGUUACGACACGGAAGUUUACCUGGUGCUUUGCGAUUGCCUAAAAGAUAUGAAAAAUUCUCAAAAGACGAAAUGUCACCUGGUUUGUCGUCUGCUUCAAAACGGAAGUCAUCGAUCAUCAUUGAGCACGAGGAGACAGAAGAUGAACGAAUGAGGGAUAUGAUGCAAGCCAUUAUGUGGGUGAAACAAGAGCUCAUACUGUUGAGACAACAUGAUAUUUUACUUAAAAGACAAUUCUGUGAUAUUCAAGACACAAUCCAUUCAUUGACCAAAUCCAGGAAAUACAGAAAAAGUCCCGCGACAGACUCCACUACAAGUCUACAAUCAACUGAAGGCAGUGAAUUUGGGCUAGACAAUUAUUCAGUGCGAUCAGCAUCAAGUGUCACAGCAUUGGACGGUACCGACACAGAGGAAGAAGAUGACGCUUUUCGUCCACGGACAUGUUCUAUGAAAACAACGCGAGAUCUUGCAGCUCUUGCGAGAAGAAGGGGGAGCAAGGAAUUGAUAUGAAAGUGCAAAAAAGUUGUUGGCGUUAUCUAAAUAUCAAAGUGCUGCUUUUGUGUGUAUAACAUAAGGAAAUGGUGUUCAAUAUAGAUGUCUGCGUAAUACAAACAGAACCUAGUCAGGGUAAAAUAGAAUUAUCGCUACCCAAACUGUCAGAUAGCAUUCAUGUUUUUAAGUUAUAAUUAACAAUAACUGAUACAUUGCUGUAAUUUUAACAUAAACACGAAAUAUAUCUUUAUAUACUCUGCCAUAACAGUUACAUUAUACUUUACAUAAAUGUUUUUCUGCUUUAAAAUUAUAAGUGUUAACGGACCUUUUAAUGACAAAGAGGUUAAAAAGGUAUAUGCUAAUCAUCCGACAUAGUGUGUACAAUGUAAUGUAACAUCUGGUCAUUGUUAACUAGCCUAUUACUUUACAUAAAUCUUUAUUAAAAUAAGCUUUAGACUUGCUUGGAGUCUACCACUUAUAUUGCUUCGAGUAUCAUGCCAUUUAUAAAUCAUCGAAGACAAAUUGUAUUGUAUUACAAAUUAUUUUGAUUAUGGCGUUAUGUUUGAUUAGGUCAAUACAUAUUUUCAUUGAAAUACGUACAGGCAAAAUAAAGUCUUUCCGUUACAAAAUAUAUCCAUUAUCCAAACGUACGAUUUUCAUAUCCAUUUUCAAUACAGGUGAUAAGCAUUUAGAUAUUAUUGUACAAGAAAGUUUGUAAAUAUGUGGUAAAAUCUACUACAUGUAGUUAUAAGUGAUACAACAAAUUUCCCAUGAUGCAAAAGAUGAUAGUAUGGCAUUCAAAUGUUUUAUUACAUCAUGAACGUUAUUUUGGGUGCAAGAUCACGGAUUUUGAUCAGAUUUCAGCGCAAGUUAUCAUGAAAUGCAGGAUGCAUUUAAAUAUAAAUAUAAUAUUAUAUUAUAUAGCAUAUCCUAAGAUCACACGUAAUAGAUUUCAAAAGAAAUAUUUUAAUAAAAAGUAAACAAUACAGGUAAAUGAAAUCGGGUUGAGUCUGUUCAUGAAGGACAAUGUAAAUGCAACAUAUACAUCGGCUUAACCCUUUAGUCCAACUUAUUGUACUACGCGAUGAGAUAUUGUGCUAUUUUUUGUCUGGGCAAUUUCCCCCAUCUAGAAGGGAGAUUGUGACCCACAACAAAAAUAAUCUCAGAAUCUAGCUUCGGCACGUCAAUAUAUUUUGAUUAAACCCUAACAACGUUAAAUAUUUUUAAUGAAGUUGUCCGUUUUUCAAUCUGGUGAAAGUAAUUCAUCAUCUUAAAAUAAUUUUCAAACAUGUACUGAUUUGAAUAGGGAAUAGGGUCAGACAUCAUGUAUGUGCUGGAGAUCUUGGCCACCAGUAGGGGAAAGAUUAAGCAGUGUUAAAACGCUGAUAAUAUUUAAAACAAUUCCUAGAAUAUACAUGUAUAACAACAUCGGGAUGGAUGAAUUACGGACGACACUGUUUAUUUUUUUAUUGUAAAGUAUCGUGUUGUAUCAACAAUAUUGUUUGUACGUAUAAUAUCAUAAUCUUUAUCUGAACAAAACUUUCAUGAAAAAUAAACAUGAGAUGGUAAUGAAAUAGUAUAAGUAGUCGGCCCUUAUUUUCAUUUAAAUAAACAAUUCUUUUUCGGAAAAUAUAAACUAAUUCUUGUAUUAUAGUAGAUGGGGCAUUGACUACUAUCAAAUAAUAGAAAGAUACCCUUGUUUUAUGGUAUGGUUACCUAAAUAAUCAGAACAGGUAACACAAAAAAGAGAGAAUAAAACUGUAAACCAACUAAAACAGGAAACAUCUUUUGGACUGUUUUCCUAUAAUUAUGUUUGAAUUUGACAAUAUUCCAAUUGAUUAAAUAUUUGUCGGUAGAAUUAGAUUAUACUUUAAUUAAUCUUUAGGCGGAAUAAGAUCUAAACCAUAGACAAAUAAAACCGUUUUUU
Molecule: messenger RNA, 2632 nt
Organism: Ruditapes philippinarum (Manila clam)
Lineage: Eukaryota; Metazoa; Mollusca; Bivalvia; Venerida; Veneridae
Exons: 3
Coding region: 148-723 (191 amino acids)
Source: RefSeq, a predicted model, not a curated record